GACGUCAACAUCGAGUUCAGCAAUCAUGACAAUAUGUACUCCGUUCAAGUCCGAGCAGUAUACUAUGCUAUUAUCAGUGCAAUGUUUCAUCGCGCUUCACAUGCAAUAAUCUAUUCAACGAAUGAGAUUGUAGUGAAGGUUGGUAAUGGUAUCUAUAACCCGAAAAAGGAACUCAAGAUGUUCCAAAAAAUAAGAAAAAGAACGUCAAUGACUGAGGAAGAUCGUGGCACACGGGUCAAGCUGCAUGUACUCGACGACGAAGCCUUGGAAACUUUGGGAUUAUCACUUGAAAAUGCCACAAGCCGUGAGAACGUUCCAGUUUGUUCCGAGGGAGAUUUUCGGGAACGACAUUCCAGCGAAGUUAUCUGUAUAUAA
This is a messenger RNA of Cylicostephanus goldi, 375 nucleotides long. NCBI's taxonomy places the organism in Eukaryota, Metazoa, Nematoda, Chromadorea, Rhabditida, Strongylidae. The record is from the annotation of a GenBank genome assembly.